AUGAGGCUCAUCCUGUCGCUCCCGGUCCUGGUGGUGGCUCUGUUGAUGCUUUUGGAAGGCCCAGCUCCGUCAGAGGCGGCCCCAAGCUUCCCGGAGAAGCUGAAGGAGUUUGGGAGCACGGUGAAAGACAAAGUCUUGGAAACCAUUAAGCACAUCAAACAGAGCGAGUUUCCUGAGAAGACCUGCCACACUGUAGAGAUGGUGCCGGGCCGUGGCGGAGGAUCCAAGCUAGGGGGUCGGACAGACCUGGGUCCAUAG
Molecule: messenger RNA, 258 nt
Organism: Miniopterus natalensis
Lineage: Eukaryota; Metazoa; Chordata; Mammalia; Chiroptera; Miniopteridae
Source: RefSeq, a predicted model, not a curated record